Messenger RNA from Oenanthe melanoleuca, 8087 nucleotides. RefSeq names its product marker of proliferation Ki-67 (gene MKI67). Bases 109 to 7584 code for a protein of 2491 amino acids. The record is from RefSeq and is a predicted model, not a curated record. Gene Ontology annotation, biological process: regulation of chromosome segregation; regulation of mitotic nuclear division. Gene Ontology annotation, cellular component: nucleus; chromosome. Gene Ontology annotation, molecular function: protein binding. The transcript is spliced from 16 exons. NCBI's taxonomy places the organism in Eukaryota, Metazoa, Chordata, Aves, Passeriformes, Muscicapidae.
CGCGCCGUGCCGGGAGCGCGGGGGGGUGGGGGGCGUCGGACUCCGGCACACGGGGCCCCUCAGCGGCCGCCAGCGCUACGGCUGAGCCAGGGUUCCUGACAGUUCAAGAUGCCACGCUACGGGACAAUCGUUGUCAUUAAAAGGAAUGGGACUGAUGGAAUUGUUUUUCCACUCACCUCAACUUCUUGUUUAUUUGGAAGGAAAUCAGAAUGUGACAUCCGCAUGCGGCUGCCCUGGGUGUCCAACGAGCACUGCAAAAUCGAGAUCAACGAGAACAAGCAGGCAGUCCUGACCAAUUUGAGCACAGUGAACCCCACACAGCUGAACGGGGCCAGCUUUGAGCAGCCUGUUCCCCUGAAGCACGGAGAUGUUUUAACCAUUAUUGAUCGUUCUUUCAGGUUUGAAUAUCCUGUGCAAGCAACUCCAAAGAAGAGGCGCUCCAGGUCUCCAAAAGAUGAAACUCUGCAGGUUCUUCAUGUUCAGCAGGUGGCAGAAGUGGAAUUAUUACAGAAACAAUCUUCAGGAGCUAAAAGUGUGGAUGCUUCAGAUAAUGCUGAGUGUGAAGAAAAAAAUGCCAAUGAAAAUAAACAGACUCCAAAGAAAAAUCUUCCUGGAGCUUUCCCUGUCAGUCUCCAAACAUUCAAAUCUUCACAGAGAAUACAUCAUGUUCUUAAAAAGCAAACUGAAAAGUCUCCCUUUAGUAAACUCUAUGAAAACCUGAAAAAGGAUCUGGAAGUAGAAAAACCUCUGCACAGGGGAGCUGCAAGAGGAGAGCCUGACAGGGAUCUGCCAGAGCCAAGUGUUCCCAUUUGUGAUAUUGAGCUGGACAGCCUGGCUGAAAGAAAGGAAAAGGGCAGAGUGGAAGAAUGUAUCAUUGUGAGGAGGGAUAAAAUCAUGGGUACAGUGUUUAACAAGCUGUCAGCUGGAGGAAAAACUCCCAGGAGUCCUCGAAGUCCCAUUUCAGGGGUGUCAGGAGAUUGCAGUCACAGUCCCUUGCAGGGUCCUAAGGAAUUUAGGACACCAGGCAGAUCCAAAGGUACUGCAGCUACACCCAAAACCAGCAAGAAGCAUAGGAGUUCCCUGGUUGUGGUGGAGCAGUGCUCCAUAGUAAGAUUUGAAUGUUCAGUUAGAAGGGCCACCCUCAGGGGUGCUGAAGGAGGUCAGGAUGUGCUGAGCACACCGACAUCCAGGAGGAGGAGUCCUCGCUCUCUCUCUGUGUCACCUGCCAGAGAAAGCUCUGGAAGGGAUCCAGGACAUGCUGAUACUGCAAGGAGCCCACGGCGUGGGUCACUGAAACUGAAGGCACUUGCAGCACCCCCAGCUGGAGCUCCAGAGUUGGAUCUGGUGUGCAGGUGUGAGGACACAGAGCUGCCUUUGCCAGAAGACAGAUGCUCAAAGCAAAGGCGAAGCAGCAAUCAGCAAACACCAGGAAUGCGCGUGCGGCAAGUGCUGGAAGAAAUCUGGGAUCACACAAAGAUGAAGAUAGGAUAUUUUCAAAGCCCUUCCUCUCCCUCUAAUUCCAAGAGUCCCAGAAGAAACAGCAGGGAGAGUGAAGAACUCUUGGACAGAAGUGCUCAUUCAGAGGCACUGGCUUCAGAGGGGGUGUUGGCAUCUCCUGGUCGGACACCUGGCAGGAAGAGGGGAAGGCUAAGGACCUCUGGAGUGCUGGCUGAAGCAGCUCUGGGGACAAGCACUGCUCAGGAACAUCACAAUUCAGGCAGGAGAGCCAGUGGAGCUCCAGCAGAGCUGGCCCUGGACAGGUGUUACCAGAACCAGGAUCUGGAAGAUGCCAUUGCUACACCACCUCGGAGGGCAUCAGGCAAGAGAAGAUCUGGAAGUGCUGCUGAGCUGAGAGACACUGAGCCUGGCUCAGAAACCAAAGCUUGUGGCCUCUUGCCUGGAGAAGACUCAGGCAAGACAAAAAGAAUCUGUCAGAAGAGGAAAAGUGCUGAAACGCUCCCUCAGACUCUGGGCAAAAGGAAGAGAGUGUCUUUUGGUGGCCACCUGAGUCCAGAACUCUUUGAUAAAAGUUUGCCUCCCAACUCUCCCCUGAAAAGAGGAGCUCUCCCUGCCAGGAUGAGUUUACCCUGUGGAGACUCUCCUCGAGCUGUGCUCAAAAAGGGCUUGAAGCACCUGAUGGAUCAGGAAGUAAAAAAGUCACCCAAAAAUUCCCCAACCCAGCAGUGCCCAGGAGCCUCCUCCCCUGUCUCAGGGAAGGCAACACCCAAAAUCCCCUCAGGCUCUCCAGCCCCUUUCAGGAGAGGCCGUUUCUCCAUCUCCCAGCCCCCCACACCAUUCCCAAUUGCAGAGGAGAAGGAUGCUGGCACAGAAGACCUGGAUCCAGAGGGGAGCAGUGGUGCCCAGGAGAAAACACCCAAAUCUCCUGCUCCCCAAGAUGCCACAGUGACAGUGACACCUGCCAGGUCAGCCAGAGGUGCCCAGCUGGGUUUGAAGGGCACUGCCAGGAGGAGCAGAGGAGGGGCUGUGGCUGCUCUCAGUGCCAAGAGGAGAAGUGGUGCCUCCAGUGCCAAUUUAUUAGCUGCAAAAUCUUGGGCAGAAGUGGUAAAACUGGGAGUUCCAAGACCACCAUCAAGGCCUGCUAAAAAAUGUGUCUGUAAAGGAAGAGCUCUGAAGAGGAUUAAUCACCCACCAAAGACUCCAGAGAAGAAAAUAAAAGAUCACUUCAGCACAGGUCAUGCAGCAUCACCUGCUACCAUAGUUGUAGGUAGAGCUUAUUCCACCUCAGUCAGGUCAGCUGGACACAUCCCCAGAGUGGUAAAGAAUCCCCAGCUGAAGGUGAACAUGGGUAUGGAUGAAAGCUUCACAGGAGUGCCUGAAAUGUUCCAAACUCCAGAAAAUCAGGGAGGAAGAACAUUUCCUUUGGCUGCUGCUCAGAAUGCUGAUUUUACACCACCAUGGGCUGCAGGGGACAUUUCUGACUUGCACACUCCUGAGGAAUCUGGAGAGAUGAUGGUGUCACCAUUAAAUAAUUCAGAUGCUUCAGAGCAGAAGCAAGAGAAUCCAGGCAUGUUCUGCUUUCUGGGAGAGGAGUCAUCUCCACCUAUGUUUGAUGAAAUAGCCACAAAAACUCCUAAAAAAAGACAAGCUGUGCACAAAGAUAAUGUGGAUACUUUGGCAAUAAUUCCAGGAAAAUCAGCAUCUCUGGUGAAAUCAGGAAAUAAAAGGAGGACCCCAAAGCAGAACAUGGAACCAGUUGAGGCCAUGUCAAGCAAAAGGAAGAUUUUAAGGACCCCUGAGCAAAGGUCAGAACCAGGAGAGGUUUUAUCAGGUAUCAAGAGGCUCAUGAAGACCCCAAGGCAGAAGUCUGAGCCUACAGAGGUUUUGUCAGGAAUCAGAGAGCUCUUAAAGACCCCAAAUCAGGAAUUGGAGCCUGUAGAGGUUUUGUCAGGUAUCAGAGAGCUCAUGAAGACCCCAAAGCAGAAAUUGGAGUCUGCAGAGGCUUUAUCAGGCAUCAAGCAGCUCAUGAAGACCCCAAAGCAGAAAUUGGAGCCUGCAGAGGUUUUGUCAGGAAUCAGAGAGUUCUUAAAGACCCCAAAUCAGAAAUUGGAGCCUGUAGAGGUUUUGUCAGGCAUCAAGCAGCUCAUGAAGACCCCAAAGCAGAAAUUGGAGCCUGCAGAGGUUUUGUCAGGCAUCAAGCAGCUCAUGAAGACCCCAAAGCAGAAACUGGAGCCUGCAGAGGUUUUGUCAGGCAUCAAGCAGCUCAUGAAGACCCCAGAUCAGAAAUUGGAGCCUGCAGAGGUUUUGUCAGGCAUUAAGCAGCUCAUGAAGACCCCAAAGCAGAAAUUGGAGCCUGCAGAGGUUUUGUCAGGCAUCAAGCAGCUCAUGAAGACCCCAAAGCAGAAAUUGGAGCCUGCAGAGGUUUUGUCAGGCAUCAAGCAGCUCAUGAAGACCCCAAAGCAGAAAUUGGAGCCUGCAGAGGUUUUGUCAGGCAUCAAGCAGCUCAUGAGGACACCACGGCAGAAGCCAGAACCUGUGGAGGACCUGUCUGGCAUCAAACAGCUCCUGAAGACCCCACAGCAAGAGCUGGAAGCAGUCAUAGAUGAAAUAGCCUUGAAAAGGUUGCUGGAGACUCCAGAAGAGAGCAGGAGAGCAGUAAAAGCUGUGCCAGGUGUGGCUUCAAGGAAGAAAAGCCCAAAGCUGAAAUCCCAGCCUGUGGAAGACAUGGUUGGCAUCAGCCGAAUUUUCCAGACACCAAAGGAGAAGGUUGAGCCCAUAGAAAACAUGUUUGGAAUCAGCAGAUUAAUGAAGUCUCCUAAAGAGAAAUCUCAACCAGUGGAGGAUUUUGUGGGACUGCAAAGGCUCAUGGCAGAACCCAGGCAGAAAUCUUCUCAUUCUGAAGUGGACUAUGCUGGAAUUUCUGAAAUGUUUGGUACCCCAGAGGAAAUGAAGGUGAGAUCAGUAAAUGUUAUGGAUUCUCCAGAAGAAAUUGCACCUCCUGGUUCUAAUUCCAGUCAUAAACGUGAAAAGAGAGGAAAAGUUUCCCAAGGUGAAGAUUCUCAGCAGAAGGACUCAGGUGGUGAGGAGCAGCCUACCCAGAGACCCAGGAGGGGCAGAGGUGCCAGGGCUGGACCUCCUGCUGCAGCAAAGCCAAGUGAAAGUGGUGUGAGGUUAAAGGAAUUGCAGAGUCCUGGUGCCCAAGAGGAGAUGGGAGUGAUCACACCUGAAAACAAGGGAAGAGGAAGGAGGACAAAGCCUUGCAUAGAAAAAGUUGUUCCAAAGCACCCUGAUCUGGAAGGGCUUAACAUUGUUUCAUCUGUGGAACCACCUGGAGCUGCUCAGAGACCAGGAAGAGGUAAAAGGAAAGAGCUGAAGGAGGCAAAACAUCCAAAUGAAAAUCUGGAGUCUUGUGUUGAAGAUUCUUCAGUGCUACAAAAAGCACCUGCAAAUACCAAAGAGAGUUUGCAGGACUGUGGCAUCAGUGAAACUGAAGAUGAUCCAGGCACAAAGGCAGGACCUGGAAACAUUCAGAAUGAAAUGUGUCAGCUGCAAACAGAUUUAAAUAAUCCUGAUAGCAAAGCUAAUGACAGUGGGAUAGAGGACAGUGAAGAAGUGCUCCUGUCACCCAGGAGGAGGCCCAGAGGAGCAGAGAACACAGAGCCAGUGAUUCCAGCAAAAAGAGGGAGACGAGCAAGGAACGAGCAAGGUAAGGCAGCUUCUCCUGGAGACCAUGGAGCAGCCAGGAAGCUUCGUAAAGAGCCAUCCCCAAAGGUUGCACAAAGGCAGGAGCAGCCUUGUGACAAAGCUCCUGAGGCUGUCACAGCACAAGAAUCUGAAAGUGGCACUAAGCUUGAACUACAGGCAGCAGAGAGAAGAGGUAAGUCUCUUAGAAGUACUAGAAACAGAAAGCACUCAGCUGAAAUAAAAGCAGACACUCCUGAGGUCGCACUUGAAAAUACACAAAACAUUCAGAAAACUGAGGAAACAUCAACUGAAACUGAUGCUGAAACACAAUCCCACGUGAAAAAUGAGAUGAAAGAAUCUCAGGGAUGUGAAACAGAAAAUGCUCAGGAAAAUACAACAGAGGCAGCUCAAAGAUUAAAGGCAGAGUCACCUUCUGCAGAGACAAACAAAAUGCCAGUCUGUGCUCAGAACAUGGAAGCAAACAGGGCUAGAAACAGGAGAGGCAAAAAGGACUCUUUGGAGCAAAAAGCUGAUGAAGUUACUGAAAAUGUGAACAGCCUAAGACCAAUUACUCCUAAAUUUAAGUCAGAAACAGCAGUGGAUGAAGCUUCUCUGCAGGAUUCCCUGGGCUCUGCUUGUGUCAGUGCAGCCCAGGCCAGGAAGGAGCAGCCCAGCCCUGCUGCAGACAGUGCCAGUCCUGCUCAGGGCAGCCAGAGGAGGAUGAGAAAUGAACAGGGAAUACUUAGAGCAAAGCAAACUGACAUCCUGCAGGGGAAUCCAGCACAAAGAAAUGCACUGAUGUGUACAAGAGGAAGAGGUAAAAAAGUUAAUUUUCAGCUUGAGGAAAGCAGUUCCAAAGCAAUUGAAGGAAAAAGUUUACCUGAGGGUAUUGAAGGGACUGAUAAAGAUCAUCAACAUGAGAAUUCUGAAAAUCCUCCUUCACAGGGAAGGAGGGGCAGGAGAAAGCGACUUGAUUCCAUCCCACAAAAAGCUAGUCCUGCCUUGAUGGAAAACCAAACAUUAAGAGCAGAUCAGAGGAAAGAUGAGGCUGUUGUACCAGAGCAAGGACCAGCUUUGGGAGCUGCUCCCUGUGCAGCAGAGGACACUGCACCGAGACGGGGGAGGAGACGUGGGGCGGCUGCAGCCUCACAGGCCAGAUCUCCUCCUGUCAGAACGAGGCGUGGGGCACUGGGAGCUGGUGCUAAAAAGGUGAAAGAGGAGAGAGAAAAUGAAAAUCCAGCUCUGGGUAGUCAAACUUCACAAAAAGUGAAUGCAUCAGCAAGGGACAGAAGGAAAAAGAUGGAUCCGGCAGCAGAGACAAGUCCAACUCUCCAGAACAAAUGUGACUUGCCAGAGACUAAAGAUGAGGGUGCUGCUGAAGAACAGGGUGUGCCUUUGGAAGCAGUGUCCUGUGCAGAGGAGAAGCCAGCAGGGAGGGGCAGAAGGAAAGCAGCUGCUCUGGCAUCACACACAGCCAGCUCCAGCUCUCUUCGAGGGAAGUGCAGGCUGCCCGCAGGUGAUGCAGGAGAAGCUCCCAAGGAAGAGCAGAGUGUUCCCUCAGAAACUUGUGAUCCAUCUGGAAAAGAAAAUCAACUGAGAAGAGGCAGGAGGAAGGAAAUUGCUCCCUUGAUAGAAGCAAAAAGUUCUAUUCAGGAAAACCAGGUCCCAGCAAAACAAAGUGGUAGAAAGAAUAGCAGGGAAGCUAAACAGAGUUUGGACAAUUCUUCCCAAGAAAACACAGAUCCUGUAAAAGGGAGCUCUAGGCAAGCAGCCACUUCACUGGCUCUUAGUCCCACCUCACCUCAAGGUUUGCCAGAAGAUGGUAAAGAUGGAGUUCCUGAAGAACAAAGUAAACUUUUGGAAGUGGCUCCACCUGCAGAAAAUCCAUCAAGAGUGGGCAGGAAGAAAACAACUUCUUCCACUUUGGAGGAAACAAUUUCCAUUCCUCUCAGAGGAAAACCCAACCUGCCCAGAGGCAGAGGGCAGAAGAGUAUUCUUACAGGAAGUGAAGAUGCAUCUCAGGAAAAGAAUCCAUGCCAGGGAAGAGCAAGGCAGUUGAGAAAUAAGAGGAGGAAAGUGGAAUUCCCAUUAGAGGCAGCUACUUCUACUUCCCCCCAUAAAAGCAACGACUUGCCAGAAAAUGGCAACACUCUGGAAAAUCAGGAUUUGAGUGGGGCAUCCACUGCUUCUGAGGAAAGUAAACCUGGAAAAGGACAGGAGGGUGGCCCUGCUCCACAGGCAGCCCCCACCUCUCGCAGGAGGAAAGGCCAGCUGCCAGCAGAGGACGUGGCACCCAAAAAAUUCAAAUCAGGGAAUGAUGAAAAUGGAUCUCUCCAAAGAGGAAGAAGAAACAAAACUAAACUUGGAGAAGAGGAUGCAAGGGCAACUGGGACUGGAGGGAUGGAGAGGAGGACAAGAUCCAGCACAAGAACAAGGAAAUAGUCUUGAGAGUCCCAGAACCAGUCUGAAAUCAAUUCAGUAAUUCCAAUCAUAGGGGUUUUUUUAAUGUUAAUUAAUUUCCACUCAGAUUUUAAGCUCAGAUUUUUUAUAGUUUUAUGGUUGCUUUACAAAAUCUCUUUGUUAAUGUGGUUACAGAUAGAAGGUAGAUGUUUCUUUAGCAGCUUUGCCAGUGGUGGUUCCUAAACCAUGAGCUGCUUGUGCAAAGCUGCAAAGGUUAAAUACAUUUUGUAACAACCAGUGAUUCUCCUCUUUUCCUGUUGAUCAGUGCAGCAAUCAGGAAGCCAUAUUGCUGCCAGCUGAAGCUAUUUUCUGGUGAAAUUUUCCUUAAGUUUUAUUUUUUAUUGGAGUUCUGUAAAUACUCUUUUUUUUUUAAAUACAGUUGUAUUAGCAGAAGUAUUAUUCUAAAUUUUUGAUUUUUUUUUUUUUUUUUUUUUAAAGUUAAGUCUGUAUUGAAAAGUUCAGGUUUUGAAGUUAUUAAAAUUGCA